UAUUGUCAGGUAAAGGUAGUGAAGGCAGGCUGUGUCUGCCCUCAUGUAAAUUCCCUCCAAGAGGAAAGUCAAGAAAUAUCAAGGAUGCGUGAAGAUAACGAAACAGAAGGACGUCUUCUUUUGAAACAUGUGUGACAUGAACAUGUAUAUCAUUGAGUAAAGUCUUUGCACUGUCAGCAAAAACUGAAUACCAAGUGUUCAUGAAUGGUAGGCAGUCAUGGAGGAAAAACAUAAAGUCUUGCUCCUUGCCAAACGCCUGGAGAUUACAAGUGAUCUGCGGUUUGGAUACAUUCGGCGACGCCUUUUGGACAGCGGAAUCCUCAAUGGCGAGAACCUUGAUGAGAUUGAGAAUCAGCAAACUCGUGAAGACCAAGCUAAAUCCUUGUUAGACAUUCUUCCUACCAGAGGACCGAAUGCAUUUGCUGUGUUUCGAGAUGCUCUGAAGCACCGUUAUCCGCAUUUAGCACGGAUACUGAACGCCAAAGGCCAGCAGGGACCACCUGAAGCGCCCCGUGUAUUCAUCAUCCACGCAGGAGAAGACAAAGAAUCAGUUGUCCGCCCUUUGGUCGCCACGCUACAACAACAAGGGUUGGCGGAGAAGGACAUAUUUUUCGAUGACGUUUCCAUCAAACCAGGCGAAGUCAUUCGGGACAGAAUAAUCUCGACCUUAUCAAGUCAAAGUUUAGAACUUGCUGUCGUUGUCGUAAGCACAGCAUUCCUGAACAAACCCUACUGGCCUAAACUGGAGUACGAAACGUGUCUGAAAAAUAACAAACGGAUAUUCCCGAUUUGGGUCGAUGCUAACGAGGACAAAUUCAAGGCCUUUAGUGAGUUAGUCGGGAAAUACUCUCCCACACUGAAACAGAUGAGUGCAAGACGUGUACAGAGAGAUGAUGUUACUGACGAGCUGACAAACAUCGCUGCAGAAGUCGUUCAGCGACUUUCUACGUUGAGAAGUGCCACACCUUCGCCUGCAGCAAUCCAAACACUUGUGUACUUGACACCCUCGAAUUCUCCAUCACCAAGCGAUUCUGGAUCAUCGGACGAAGAAACCAGACCCAAAGACCAAGACAUGCAAGCGGCAGGUGUCAGUGACGAACAAUGGGUAGAGGACAGACUCAAGGAUGAAAAGGCGAGGCAGUUAGAUUUACUCGGCAAAUUGGGAAGCAUCCAGCUAGGUCUGUUGAAGGAAGCAGAAGGGUUUCUGUCCAAGGAAGAGACAGAAAAGCAGGCGAAAGAGGUUCUGUCACAAUUACUUAAAUCAGGGAUAGAUAUUCUUAAAACCAAGAUGGGUUGUGCAAUCCUUCACCUUCUCCCAACCAAUCAAUCAUCUUUGGACUCGUUCUGGACAGCUUACAGGUCUGGACAGCUCAGUGUCGUCUUUACAGGCCGACUUAUCACUGAUGAGAUGCGAACACUUGCCGGCCAAGACUUGGCAAUACGGGUCAUCAUGCUGGAAGAGCAGUACCAGCAAUGGUCAGAAUAUUUCAAAGCAGGAGACACGACACAGACAGUCCAGGAGUUUCAGAGUCUCACCAUGACACCUGCAGCUUCCUGGACGCCCCCUGCUGUGAGCGCUUCCACGUGGGAAGGCUAUGCGGAAGAGUAUCUACCUGAUGACACUGAGCAGGUUAAACUACUGUUAGACAGUGCCUGGAGAGAUCCUGUAGUAGAGCUUGUUGUACUGAUCCCUUUCUUCUGGCCACAUAUCAUCACCUAUUGGUUAGAGAGAAACCAAAGAUUCCCCCGAACCCUCACAGAGCUCUUGCAUUAUUCUCUAUGCAAACAUUUUGCAAGACAAACUGGUAUUGUUUCAGAACAACAAUGUGCUUCUUUUUCUGAAUCAAUAGCUGAAUCCCUGAUAUCGUUAGGAUCAAAGGGGCUGGGCAGCAUUGUGGAAAGGAACUGUAGGGAGAUAGAUCUUAGUGCAGAUGACAGAAAUAGUAUUGACCGUGAAGUCUUUGGCCUGCUCAAACUGACUGAAACUAAAAGGCACACCUUUGUUAACACGUUCCUACAUGACUACUGUGUAGCACUGUACAUCAAGAAUGCUUUAGACAGAAUGACAGACGUAGACACGACUGUACUUAAGCAACUGGUACAGAAUGCAGGUAGGAUGCCACUUGUUUGUUUCUUCGUGAGUGGGCUUUUAAGUGACAGGGCUGGUGACUUUCUGUCAGCUUUGGUAAAUGAUGGCGAGUUUAGUAGCCCAUUUGAGAAGGUAGAGACUUGCUUGAUAGCAUUGGCAGAGACAAAUCAUGUACAGAGUUUGUAUCUUUGUAUUGAAUCUGUCUUUGACGGAAAUGUUUUGGAUGUUUCUUCGGAAAAUAUCCUCUCCCUGUUGUUCUCCUCAGCAGCUAUCAGAUUUAUCAACCAGUCUCAUGUGGUUCGGUCAGUCCGCCUUUGUGAUCGAAGCAAACUGGAAAAAGAGGAGUCAACGAUUUUGAGCAAAUUGGAAGCUAAACCAGAUGAAGAGUCUGUUUGGUUGGGCGGUGAUUUGUGGUCUGAUGUCUCUGACAGAAAGUUCAUUCUGUUACUCCUGCAGUGUAUCCCUCUGUUGUCUGCAGUGAAGAAAGCAGGAAGUAAAAGUGAAGAACCAAUUAUGUCUAAAAUCCCUCUACAAAGACUUACCAUUACAAUGUGGUCUUCAGACACAAUCAACGAUAGUCAGCUGUUUCAGCUGACACAAGCUAUGAAGCGUAUGGUUUCUCUCACGUAUCUGUACCUGGGGUGUAACCAUGUUCAUGACGAUCUUGUCCACCACAUUUCUCCACGUACAAAAUACUGCAGUACAUCCAAACUAACAACUAGUCCAGUAAUGAUGCUAAUGUCAAUCCUGCCCCGUCUUGCCUGUUUGCAGGACCUAAGAUUGAGAGAAUGUAGUUUUCUAUCAGCUACUGAAGCCAGUGUCAUGUGUGACAGCAUCAAGGGCUCAUGGUCGUUGGUCAAGCUAAAUAUAACUGUGCUGCCGAUUGAAUGGAAUGAUGCGAUGGGUGCAGCAAUAGGAAAGCUCUUCCUUAAGCUACCUAAUUUAAAUGACCUUGUUAUAAGUAAUGGUUGUAGUGAAUCAUGCACAGCUCUUUCACAUGCUGUGAAGCACCUUGAUGCACUUAAAAAGUUACAAAAACUAGAAAUACAUGUAGAAAUGUCCGAUGAUGAGGCAAAGGCACUCGCCGUCAGUCUUCAACAUUCAGAACGUCUUGAGAAGUUUCAAUUGAGGAACUGUGGAAUAAACGACACAAGAUGCACUGCCAUAGCUCAGGCAUUUGUAAACAUGGGGUCACUGGAAACAUUAGAUCUAGGGUUUAACAAGAUUUCUUUGUUUGGUGCAAAAUCAUUGGCAGCCCAUGUUGGUAAUCUGGUCUGUUUGGAAGACCUUGAUAUGAGUCAUAACAAGUUGUCAGAUGAUGGGGUCAUUUUGAUUGCAGAGGCUUUUCACAAGAUGAAGUCAGUGACACGACUCCGUCUGUCUUCCAAUGAUAUUUCUGAUAAAGGGGGUACAGUUCUGAUGGGACAGAUAGGUUUCCUCACAAACGUACGUUACAUAGACUUGCAUCAUAACAAGUUGACUGAUGCUGUUGCCCAGCUUGUAGUUGAUACUGUGACGGGAAUGGAGGGGCUAUGGCAUGUUGAGCUCAGGUACAAUUGCUUCAGUGAUGAUGGUGUUGACAUACUGAAACAACAUCGUCACAUUCGGUCUGAUGAUCAACAUCCAGAAUGGUACUUACACAGGAGAGAGAGAAGGAAGCUGUUUCAUAAGGGGACUAGGGGUCAGACAAGUAUAAGUUUAUCCAAGCCCUUUGCACCAUACGGAGUAGAGAGUGAUGAAAGUUAAACAUGAAUUCCAUACUGCAGAUCCUGCAGAAUCUAUGCAAGAAGAGGCUGAGGUAGCUGAGACAAGUCAGAGCACUAAAAGUUAAGUACAAAGGCAGCUGGAAGUAUUAUAAAAGGUUACAUUAGUAACUUAUGAGUAACAUUGUUAACUGGCAAAUACUUUCUGAAUGUGCAUCCUUUUUAGGCACAUGUAACUAUGUCUUGCAUCUACAUGUACAUAUAUGCAGCCCAUUUUGUGAUAUUUUUGUUACACAAAUGUGUUUAUUGUACAUAUAUAUUUUGCUAAUAGUAAAAGCAUGUUUAUAAAAACUGAAAUGUAAACAUUUUAAUUCAAUUCCCUGAUCAAGUAUAUUUUCAAUGGAAUUUUCUAGUUUUCCUUUAGUUUUCCUUUUUGUUUUAGAAGAACAAUGCCAAAGUGAAGUUUCUAUUGAACAUACAGGGAAAGAUAAGGCACUAAGCAUUGAACAUGUUCUACAGUACUAGUAACGAUUUGCCCCUUAGUUCUUGUAGCACACAUGAACAUGUAACACUCGAUUUUAGCACCUGUUGCUGAUUCGAAAGUACUGCUUCUUUCAAGCAUUUAAAUAUGUUAUCAUUUGAUUAUUUUGACAUAAACAACCAGGAUGUAAUCUAAAAGCUAAGAAGAAUAUGAUAGUCUCCUUCUCCACAGGGGAACCAAGUUCUGCAUGUUUGAUUAUUUUACAACACUUGUCAUCGCUUAGAUUCAAGUUGACAUCUUCUUUUAAUCAUUUUUUAAUUUCAUAUGUGUGUGCCAAUUUUGUGUGUUCUUAUUUUGUGUGUGCCAAUUUUGGAACUGACCAGAGGAUGACAUGGCUGGGUCAUGAUAUUUGGGGUAUAUUGAUAUAUAUAUAACUUAGUCUCUACCAGACUCCGGAUCGCUGUAAAAUCGUAGAAAUGGAACAAAUAGAGGAGUAAACCGGCCAGAGAACUAUAGCUGGCUAGGGAACAGCACACGAUCCAUGGAUCCGGAGUCUGGUAGAGACUAGUGGUAACUUUUACAAAUUCUAUGUAUCGGCAUAGAAUACUACUUCAACUAUUCUAUAGCAUAGAGAGGAAACAUAUGAACAAAACAGAGCGACUUGUGAACAAACGGUUACUUUAUUUCUCCAAUGUCACCAUAAAAGUACACAUUUUCAUCUCUCUCCUGCUACAACCUCAGAAUCCUAAAUGCCCUGAGCUAAAAAGGACUAACUCAAAGUAUUAGUACUACAUAUACAUGUACAACGAUCUGUCUACCACACUACAUGAAGUUUGAUUUGUCCCUUUCUACAUGUAGUUCUUUUGGCAUCUAUCAGUAGCUUAAAAACAAACCAUGUCUACUAGGAUGUUCCACAUGUCGCUGACAAUGAACGUAAAACAUAAGUACACAAAUGUUCGAAUCUGGCCUAUGCCUUACCACAUUGGCAGACUUUGACAUAGAACUAAUGAACAAAACUGUAAAAGUUUUACCCAGAUUUACCCAUCCCUGACACACAAGUUGAGGUAGGAAAUAAGCUGUGCACUAAAAUCUAAUUGCAGGAAAAGCAGGAAGUAGUAUAUAUUUAGUGGUAUGACGGGUGAUUAAUAAGUUCUCGGCCUGGCCUUUUGGGACAUAAUCAUAGAGUAUGAAGACAGUCCUUUAACAAUUAAGCCACCAAAUUUCAAAUCAUUGUGGUCAUUGUUUUCCAGUCAUGCAAAGGAAUGUUCACAGUAACUUGAAUUUUAGUAACCAUUCAUAAAAGGCUUUAAACGUAUGAAAAUGCCCCAAAAUGUGAGUAGUCCAUCUUAUUCUGUGUUGGGCUGCGAGUUUAUUUUACAACACUAUGCUUGAUUUUGUCUUGGAAAUUCGAUAUCCUUCUGACAUUGCAAAUGUGUUGCAAAAUCAACAAUAAAG
Messenger RNA from Branchiostoma floridae (Florida lancelet), 5728 nucleotides. RefSeq lists its product as uncharacterized. Bases 218 to 3835 code for a protein of 1205 amino acids. The record is from RefSeq and is a predicted model, not a curated record. Gene Ontology annotation, molecular function: protease binding; death domain binding. The transcript has 5 exons. NCBI's taxonomy places the organism in Eukaryota, Metazoa, Chordata, Leptocardii, Amphioxiformes, Branchiostomatidae. Gene Ontology annotation, biological process: regulation of apoptotic process; signal transduction.